AAAGAGCUGGAAAGGGGGGUUGGACGAAUUACAUUCAUGAACUUAAUGAUAGUUAUGGUUAUACGAAUUCUGCUGGAUUCGGAAGAUGAAAUCAACGAGCCCAUAAUCAAAGGUGAAACCCGUGAGCAUUUGACAAUCUUUUUGGGGAUAUUUACAAUGACUUUCUUCUUUGGUUGUUGGUGCUGCUUCUGCUGCGGUUGUUUGGUGUGCAGGUAA
Molecule: messenger RNA, 216 nt
Organism: Haemonchus placei
Lineage: Eukaryota; Metazoa; Nematoda; Chromadorea; Rhabditida; Trichostrongylidae
Source: the annotation of a GenBank genome assembly